This is a messenger RNA of Hibiscus syriacus, 2025 nucleotides long. RefSeq names its product pentatricopeptide repeat-containing protein At5g18950-like. The coding region runs from base 88 to 1923 and encodes 611 amino acids. Gene Ontology annotation, molecular function: protein binding. The transcript has a single exon. The record is from RefSeq and is a predicted model, not a curated record. NCBI's taxonomy places the organism in Eukaryota, Viridiplantae, Streptophyta, Magnoliopsida, Malvales, Malvaceae.
CAGUAAGUUCUAAUCCAUUUUCAUUUCAGUUUUCUUUUACCUUAAAUCUUCCCUCUUUAUGAAAUUAGGUCAAAACCUUGGUACCCCAUGGCUAAACCUUCAUCCUUUCUCCUAAAUUUCCUUAGGCAAAACCCUAGAACUGCCCAAAACCCUAAUACCCAAAUUAGAUAUCUCACUAUAGAAUCCAAAGAAACUAGUUUUAUCGUGAAGGAGUCUUUAGAGAAUCAAAAGCAAUGUAAAGAACUAUUGAAUGAUUCCAUUAGUGAAUCGGAUUUAGCCAUUGUUAAACAAGUUUCCAAGAUUACUAGAACAAUGCCUAGAUGGGAGGAAACUCUACUUUCAAUUUUUCCCUCUUUCAAUUUCUCUGAACCGUGGUUUUUUCGUGAGCUUGUGAUCCAGCAAGAAAAUGUUUUCUUCUCGCUGCAUUUCUUUCAUUGGCUGCGGUCGAGGUACGAGUUUUCGCCGGACUUUGAUUCCUGUAAUCUGCUAUUUGAUAAGCUUGUAGAGGCUAAGGCCUGCAAAGCAGCAAGAAAUUUUCUUCAUCAGACCGGUCUUGACCCCAAGCCGCAUUCUUUAGAAUGCUACUUAAGAUGUCUUUGUGAAAACAAAUUGGUUGAAGAAGCUGUUGAUGUGUUAUCCAUCUUGAAUAAGAUUGGUUAUUGUCCAUCAAUAGCAACUUGGAAUUUAGCAUUAUUGGCCUGUCUUAGGGUCGGUAGGAACGAUCUUUUCUGGAAAUUGUAUCAGGAUAUGAUAGAAUCUGGUGUCGGGGCUAAUAUUGAUGUUGGGACCCUUGGGUGUUUGAUUCAAGCAUUUUGUAUUGAUGGGAAAGCUUCGAAAGGUUUCGAGCUUCUUCAGCAGAUUUUGGUUGAUGGUUUGGUGCCCGAUACGGCUGCUUUUCGAAAAUUGAUUGCUGCCUUCUGUAAGACCAACAACUACGGUAGAGUAUCCCAACUUCUUCACACAAUGAUUGCUACAGGUCGUGCUCCAGAUAUACAUACAUAUCAGGAAGUCAUCAAUGGACUCUGUAAGAACAAAAAGUGGCUGGAAGGUUUUCGGAUUUUCAAUGAUCUCAAGGAUAGAGGGUAUGUUCUGGAUAGGGUCAUGUAUACAACAAUGAUUCACGGACUAUGUAAGAUCGGGAGCCUCAGGGAAGCCAGAAAGCUUUGGUUUGAGAUGAUUAAUAUGGGAAUGCUUCCGAAUGAAUACACUUACAGUGCACUGCUUUACGGGCUUUAUAAGGUUCAUGACCUCAAAGAGGCAAAGAGGCUAUAUAAGGAGAUGCUCGAAAAAGGUUAUGGUGAAACAACCGUGAGUUACAAUACCAUGAUUGCAGGGUUUUGUUUCCAUGGAGAGACGGAUGAGGCUUAUCGUUUAUUCAAAGAAAUGCCUCAAAAGGGCAUUGUUCGUGACGUAAUCACAUUUGAUCAUCUGAUCCGGGCCUUUUGCAUGAAAGGGAAAGUUGUUGAGAGUCUGGAUUUGCUUCACGAACUCUUAGCACAGGGUUUACAGCCAUCUGCUUCAUCAUAUGCCCCUAUAAUAAAAAAUCUAUGUCGAGCUGGUCACAUCAAAGAAACCCAAAAUUUGUUGAAUGAUAUGCAAAGUAGGAGUGUAGAACUGAAAGUUUGUACUCACGAUCACGUUAUUGCUGGAUUAUGCGAGCAAGGAUAUGUUGCGGAGGGACUGGAAUGGUUCAGAGAGAUGCUGAAGAAUCAACUGAAACCGCAACAAAAGACUCUUGAGAAACUGGUUCGGUGUCUCUCAGAAAGAGAUAGGUUUGAUGAUUCUUUGCUUGUUUUAGAUUUUAUGUUUAGAUUAGGUUAUGCACUUAAUCUCAGCAUAUGCCAUUCAAUUGUUACCAAGUUUUGCCAAAGGAAUGCUCAUCUUGUUGAACCAUGUUUGGAUGAGGUACUAGAAAUAAAUUAAGCAAAGUAUUCUCAGUAAUUUAUGUUGUAAUGCUUAUACUGUGUUUCUUGGACUCAGAAGUGACUGUCAGCAUCCGACACGGAUCUGCUCAAUUUUUUCCCA